Molecule: messenger RNA, 2909 nt
Organism: Motacilla alba alba
Lineage: Eukaryota; Metazoa; Chordata; Aves; Passeriformes; Motacillidae
Gene: STRADB
Product: STE20 related adaptor beta
Exons: 12
Coding region: 184-1434 (416 amino acids)
Biological process (GO): protein phosphorylation
Molecular function (GO): protein kinase activity; ATP binding; protein serine/threonine kinase activator activity
Source: RefSeq, a predicted model, not a curated record
CCGCUGCGGGGCCCGCCGGGCGGGCCGGGGAGAGGGAGCGGCGCACGCCGGGCUCGGGAGGCGGCUGCGGGGAGCAGAGCCCUGUCCCGGCCACCGCGGGAGGCCAGAGGGAAGCGGGGGCCCAGCGAGGAAGGCGAGGAUAAAUGGGUGUGUAUGACUUUUCCCCUGAUCUAAAGCGGUUCCAUGUCUUGUCUGGACUGCUCCUGUAUUCUGCGUACACCAGUUGAAUCAAUUAGACCAGAAGAGCUAUCUCAGAGCAGCAUCCAUGAAUGCCUGGCUGAUUCUGAUCUAGCCUGGAUUCCCCCAUCUACAGGACAGAAUGAAAUGGUAUUUUGCUCUUCUAAUGUCUCUCAUUAUGAACUCCAGCUGGAAAUAGGAAGGAGGUUCAACAAUUUAACUUCAAUCUACCUUGCACGGCAUACACCUACAGACAGGCAAGUUGCUGUAAGGAUCACAGACCUUGAAAAUUGCUCUGAAGAGCACUUGAAAGCCUUACAGAAUGAGGUGGUUUUAUCACACUUUUUCCAGCAUCCCAACAUAAUGACAUUUUGGACAGUGUUUACAGCUGGAAGCUGGCUUUGGGUCAUCUCCCCAUUCAUGGCCUAUGGUUCAGCUAGACACCUGCUGAAGACUUAUUUUCCUGAAGGAAUGAGUGAAGCUUUGAUAGGGAACAUUCUGUUUGGUGCAAUCAGAGGAUUAAAUUACAUGCACCAGAAUGGAUAUAUUCACAGGAAUAUUAAAGCUAGCCACAUUCUGAUUUCAGAGGAUGGGCUGGUUUCUCUCUCUGGCCUAAACAACCUCUACAGUUUAGUUAGCAAUGGGCAGAAGUCAAAGGUGGUGUAUGAUUUCCCCCAGUUUAGUACAUCUGUGCUUCCUUGGCUGAGUCCUGAACUACUGAGACAGGAUUUGUCUGGCUAUAACAUGAAGUCUGACAUUUACAGUGUGGGAAUUACAGCAUGUGAAUUAGCCAAUGGACACGUUCCAUUCCAAGACAUGCCUCGCACUCAGAUGCUGCUGCAAAAGCUGAAAGGUCCCACCUACUGUCCUUGGGAUAUAAAUACCUUUCCCCGGGGGGAAUCCAGGAUGAAGAACUCCCGAUCAGGUGUUGAUUCUGGAAUUGGUGAGAGCAUGACACGCACAAUGACCAGUGAAAGACUUCAAAUGCCCUUUUCCAAAACAUUUUCACCUGCUUUCCACAACUUGGUAGAACUUUGCUUGCAACAGGACCCUGAGAAAAGGCCAUCAGCAAGCAGUUUGCUUUCGCAUACGUUCUUCAAACAGAUAAAGGAACAAACACAGAAUUCACUACUGUCCCUAUUACCACCUCCUAUUCAAAAUAACAGAUCAGAGUUCUUGGCACUGCCCUCAACAGCAGUUGGGACUGAACUUGGACGUAUUGCUACAAAUCAAGAUGAUACAGACUGGGAAUUCUAAAUAAAUACCAAUGAUACCUCUCCCAUGUUUCAGAGAAGGAAAAUGUGAUUUGUAUUUGCUGCUUUUGUAUGAUUAAAAUACAGUUAGACCAAGUAUACUUGAAAUGCCAUGAAGUGGCUAUAAUUCAUUAACUUCCUCUUGGCAUCACAAAAUGCAGCGUGCCUCACUCUCUGUAAGGAAAACUGUGUAUAAAGAAUGGCUGAGUGCUCACCUCUCUCUUUCAAAGUCUUCCUUAACAAGAGAGUCCCUGCUGUGAUCUUACUCUGUACUGUAUUAUCAGCUCACAGUGCUGCAGUCCACAUGCCUGUCUGAAUUCAGGCCUGGGGUUUGGUUGUGAUCUUACCUAAACAUCUGUUUGUCUUUUCAUUAUGUCCCAAAUCAUGUUAGUAAGGAGAAAUCCUCCACUUCCAAGUUGAAAUGUGAAACGGCACAGAUUACUUGCUUAUGUAAAUAAAUGUUUCUCUCUCAAAAGGCAUUUUUCUCACUUGACAUGCUGUCAUAUUUGCCAAAAGUUAUGUAUGCAUCAUUUUUCAUGCAGUUUUAAUACUGUGUGUUUCCCAAAGAAGUUAAGCUGCUUGAAGUGGGACUCCUGCUCUUGCAUCUGUUCACGUUCUUAGUACAAAUCUGGGCUUUUGCACCUCUCUUUAUUGUUGUGUCAUUUUAGCAGUUAAUCUGAGGAUGUCUCGCUAUGCAAAGUCUCAAGUUGUAGCAGGUACGGGUUAAUUUUGAAGAGUCAUAUUAAAUAAUCUAAAUUUACUGUACAUGUUUUUAUUUAUACUGUAUUCCUGUUCACCACCAGAAUUUAUCAGAACCUAAUACUGUUUUCUUAGAAGAAAAAGGCAACAUGCAUUAAGCUUUACUGGCACUGCUGCUGUCAAACAAGCCUCUUCUGCAAGGCACAGUUAAAUUCCCAUGGAUCAAUUCAGCCAUACUAGGAUCCUAGUGAAUUUACCUGUUCUAAACCAGAUGAAAAUCUGUCUUCUCCCCACAGUUCCGUAAAUGCUCACCUCUCAUACUGUACCAGGCAAUUCAAACUGUACAAAAGCAGCUUUUUUCUUUUAAAAACCUGGAUAUUCUCAUAGUGUUGUAGCAAAAGUUAUGUCCCAAAGGCACUAAUACUUUGCUGAUGGAAGCAUGAAGGUGGUAAAAAAAGUAUAAAUAGAUAUUGGAUGGAUACAUUUUUAAUUUUCAACAUAAACAACAUUCCACGUAAGUCUUCAAGUCUUCCAUAGCUGAGCAGGCCUGGAGCCAACUUUAAGAAUAUUGCUGCAUUGCCAGCAGCUUUGCUACAAGGCCUUGAAGACCAAAUGACUCAAAUACAAGCCUGAGAGACACAUAAAAUUCUAAAUGACCACAUAAAAGUAUCAGCAAAAAAGUUGAAUCAUUAUGCUGUGAAGAGAGCUCUAUAUUCCUAAAUUUAACAUGUGAAACUUGAGAUUAAAGACCUAUCAAUAAACUUACCCUGUCUGCCUCCA